AUGGCCGCCGAAAACAGUCAUAAUCUCGUCAAGGUCCUGUCUGCGCGGUCCUAUCUCCCGGUCGAUGAGCAACCAUCGGCAACCCGAGACUCGGCAAAUUCUUCGACGGCAUCUACAGUCGAAAUCAAUACUAGUCCAAAGCAGUCGAGUUUAUUACCGAUGGAGUCUACUAGAGUCACUCGCCAACGGCGAUCAUCCAGGAAUGCGGGGAGACCGAGGUUGGACACACAGGGCACAGCAGUCUUAUCAGAGAGUCGUCGGAAACAAGUUCGACAAGCCCAGAAGACAUACCGGCUCAAGAAAGAAGCUGUUUUGCAGAAUACUCAGGCACGAGUAGCGGAGCUAGAGCAGAAGAUUAAUGGGAUAUCCGAAGCCUUUUCCGAUCUAUAUGAUGUCGCGCUUGGAUCUGACUUGAAGAGCACUCAUCCUGCACUUUUUGAUCAUUUCAAUGAAAUGAAACGUCUCUUGACUACGAACAUGGGACGGUUCCCUACAAGUCCAUCACAAGAGUCUUCAAGUACCGGUCGUCGGGAAGCAGGUAGCGCACGAAAAUGCGCCACAUCAGUAUCAGAGAGUGUUAAUAGUAGCUGUGAAAAAGGCACUUCUCAGCAAAAUGUUUUCGGGUAUUGUCCAUUGCUAUCCGAAUCGAUGGAGGCCACUCCGGAGAGCGUUUGGCUGUCCCCUGAUGACUACCACGAAGACAGCCAAACAGAUGGCAAUAACAGUGCCUGGCGAUCGUUCGGAAAUUUUAUUUACACUUACUGCUUCCAGGAAGACAAAUUCUCACGACGUCUCCAACGCUAUUGUUUGGAGUAUGCAUUCCGCUUGUUCAGCGAUCCACGCUCUCAUCCGAAUCGCAUAUAUCGGGUCUUCCGCUUAGUCCCGUGCAUUCAGAACAAAGCCAAGAUGUACCCUUAUUUUAAGAGACUGAUCAUGGCCGGUUCUGAGGAGUCGUUGGAGAUCCAAGCUCUUCCUUUCUACUGCAUUGGUGGCGCAGGGACGCACUAUCCUGUGUUGGAUGACAUGGGAAGUCCAAUCUAUCCUCCUAAAAUGAGACUUCCGAAGAGGCUACUUGGAGUCUUGCCAGUGGUAAGAUGUGCCUCCGAUGUUGAAUCAAAUUGGGAUACAGAUCGGUUACUUGAGGUCUGUGGGUUUGGUGGUCAGUGGUUUGAUUGUCGAGACGUGGAAGGCUAUCUCAGUGCUCGCGGAGUUCGUCUCGAGGAAUCAUCCCUGUUUCCACGAGUCGAAGGUCUUCUUGAAAGAGACUCUCAGUCGAGUACGGCCAAUUUCUCGCCUUCGGAAGACUCAAUUACAGACAGCAGAGGUCAAUCGGAGCAGAAUUAUCCAGCAGACAAGCCAUUAUCUCCAUCUGAACCGCUACAUCAGUACAUUCUUGACGUCGAAAGCUUCUUCCUCCAUCUCCUCCAAGGAAUGGUCAUCUUAGGACGUGUGCCGGGCUUUAGACAAAGUGACGUUGCGGCUGCUUUCAGGGCUUCUUUACGAGUACAGGCUGCGUCCUGA
This is a messenger RNA of Aspergillus glaucus CBS 516.65, 1521 nucleotides long. RefSeq lists its product as uncharacterized. The transcript is spliced from 3 exons. The record is from RefSeq and is a predicted model, not a curated record. The coding region runs from base 1 to 1521 and encodes 506 amino acids. Lineage: Eukaryota; Fungi; Ascomycota; Eurotiomycetes; Eurotiales; Aspergillaceae. Gene Ontology annotation, biological process: regulation of DNA-templated transcription. Gene Ontology annotation, molecular function: DNA-binding transcription factor activity.